AUGUCUUCCAGACUAAUGAAUGUGUCUGGCAGAGAAACCACCAACUCUGUGAGCCACUUUAUCCUCACAGGCUUUUCCUCAAGCCCAAAAAUGCAGCUCCUCUACUUUGGGAUCUUCACAGCAACCUAUACCUUGACCUUGAUGGGGAAUGCAGCCAUUGCCUGUGCCGUGUGGUGGGACCGGCACCUUCACACUCCAAUGUACAUUUUCUUAGGGAAUUUCUCUCUCCUGGAAAUAUGCUAUGUCACCACGACCACCCCUAACAUGCUGGCCAACUUCCUCUCCACAAGCAAGUCCAUCUCUUUUGUGAGUUGUUUCACCCAGUUUUACUUCUUCUUCUCUUUUGGGUGUGAUGAGGGCUUCUUCCUUUGCAUCAUGGCCUUCGACAGGUACCUUGCCAUCUGCCGUCCUCUGCAUUACCCAUGUAUCAUGACUAAACAGCUGUACACUGGCCUCAUCAUCUUCGGAUGGUCAUGUGGGUUCAUCCUUUUCCUGACCCCAGUUGUUCUCAUUUCACAGUUGCCCUAUUGUGGCCCAAACACCAUCGACCAUUUUAUGUGUGAUCCUUUCCCACUGAUGAUGCUGUCCUGUUCUAAAGACACCACUACACAGUUCGUUUACUUUACUUUCAAUGCUGUUUUCAUGAUUGGCACAUUUCUCUUUAUCCUUUGUUCCUAUGCUCUGGUGAUUCUGGCUGUGCUACGAAUGCCCUCAGCUGCAAGCAAACACAAGGCUUUCUCCACUUGUACUUCUCAUCUGGCUAUUGUGUUCUUAUUUUUUGGCUCUGUUAUAGUGAUAUAUGUUAGUCCUGGAUCAGGACGCCCAGUGGAAAUGCAGAAAAUUGUGGCUUUGUUUUAUUCUGUGAUAACACCUCUCUGCAAUCCUCUAAUUUAUAGCCUCAGAAACAAGGAGAUGAAGACUGCCCUAAAGAAAGUCUUUGGGACUAAAAUACCUGUUCAUAAAACAAGUCAGAUGUCAUAG
This is a messenger RNA of Pteropus alecto (black flying fox), 981 nucleotides long. RefSeq names its product olfactory receptor 11H1. The transcript has a single exon. Gene Ontology annotation, biological process: G protein-coupled receptor signaling pathway. The coding region runs from base 1 to 981 and encodes 326 amino acids. NCBI's taxonomy places the organism in Eukaryota, Metazoa, Chordata, Mammalia, Chiroptera, Pteropodidae. Gene Ontology annotation, cellular component: membrane. Gene Ontology annotation, molecular function: G protein-coupled receptor activity; olfactory receptor activity. The record is from RefSeq and is a predicted model, not a curated record.